AUGUAUGGAUGGAUAUUUGACGGAAUCUCGUCGUUGUUCGAGCCCGCCACGGGGCAAAACAGCCAAGCUAAUAACGGGGAGCUGACGAGCACGUUAGCGCGGCGGCGAGAGAGCCACGACAGACCCGCCAAGAGAAACUACCAAAGUGUUGAUGCAGAAGAAAGUGUUGGCCUGAGUGAGCACGUUGCGGCAAAACGACGAAGGCGAGAUGUGGUGGUAAAUUUUGUCAAGAAGACUGUAGCCGGGGUUGCAAGUUUGCUCCGUUUGCGCAAACCACAAAUAUCAAGCCCCAAUGUGCACGGACACUUAAGGGACACGCAGGUUUGCAUUUUACUUCCUGGAAUCGAUGAGCUGCACACCCCAUGGCUGAAUAGCCCUGAGUGGAGAAUGGACAAACCAGGGAUUGCAAUGGGCGAUAAGGCUGCCCCCACGCUUUUCCAGAGGUCUUUGCCUCCAUUAAUGAAGAAAUUCAGUAAGAGUACGGCUUCUUCUGAGAGGAGAGACUGCCCUCAGCUGCUGCCUUCACGGGCUGCCGUGAACGUGGGGAAGCCCAAAGCUGACCACAAUAGUUGCAACGGCUUUGGACACAACCGCUGCCACAGGCCCAGUCUCACUGUGGAAGAGGCCAUAAAACAAAAUGACAAAGAGCACUACAGACGUCUGCUGGAGAUGGUGACAGAAAAAUACAGCAAAAGCCAACCGCUGCCUUUCAAUCAGACUAAACCACAAACUGUGCUGCUGUCCGACAGUGAACAUUCAAUGACCUGGAAGUCCUAUGAGUCGGGAUCUAAAGCAAUGAAAUACUCAGACAAAUCUCUCUCACAGUUCACUGUUGAGAUGGGCACUGUCAACGCAAUGGCCGACAGUUGCCGUCAGCAGCACUCCCCAUUUAACUUUCAAUGGGCUGCCCUGCCUCUCAGCAAGUCUUACACAGAAGCACAAGAUGACAUGCAGCAUAAACCAGUGGCAGAUUUGGACAUCUCCACAGAAGUUGCCACUCGCCUCAACCUAGUGGAUCGAGUGACCCCUACCGUCGCUGCGGGAGGUUCGCACACGCUUGCGCCGCAUGUACGACACACCGACGAUGUACCCAGACUCACUAAGGAAAUGGCAGUGGAGGUGUGCGCUGCUCUAGCUCAGAGCGACCCCAACUUGGUUUUGAGUGCCGCAUUCAAGUUACGCAUCACUCAACGAGAUUUGGCAACUCUUCAGGAAGGUGGCUGGCUCAAUGAUGAGGUGAUCAACUUCUACCUUUCCCUGGUGAUGGAGAAGUGCUCGGACCCAGUGGCGGGAAUGCGGGUGUACUCGUUCAGCACCUUCUUUUACCCCAAGCUCUGUGGGCCGGCUGGCGGGCACGCGGCGGUUAAGCGCUGGACGAAAGCCGUGGAUAUUUUCCUCUACGACUUUGUACUCGUCCCGCUGCAUCUGGGCGUCCACUGGGCCUUAGCUGUGAUGGACUUGAACGCAAAAACGCUGAAGUUGUAUGACUCCAUGGGCCAAAGACACGAUGACAUUUGCCAUCUUCUGCUCGUCUACCUGAAGGACGAGCACAGAGCAAAAAAAGGCAGAGAGCUGGACUGUGGCAAGUGGGUUGUCAGCUGCAUGCGGCCUUCUGAGAUUCCUCAGCAGAAGAAUGGCAGCGACUGUGGCGUGUUUGCGUGUAAAUAUGCUCAAUACAUCGCUCAGGGAAGGCCCCUCACCUUUAGUCAGUGGCACAUGCCUCUAUUCCGGAAGUUGAUGAUUUGGGAAAUUUUGCAUCAGAAGCUGCUAUAG
Messenger RNA from Nerophis lumbriciformis (worm pipefish), 1773 nucleotides. Lineage: Eukaryota; Metazoa; Chordata; Actinopteri; Syngnathiformes; Syngnathidae. The record is from RefSeq and is a predicted model, not a curated record.